AUGGAAAUGUUGACAGCGGGUUCUUCAUUAACUUAUUGACACUUUUUGUAUUUCACAGAUCCAACGGACUGGAAGGAACAGAAACUCAUGACGCUAAAGCAAGAUUUAUUUGUGACGUUUUGGAGCUUUUUUCACAAGGUGAAUCUGGCUUGACGGUCUAUGACAUCUUGUACAGAAGGUAUUAUUGCUGAGAAAAAGUGAAUUAUUUUAUACAGUGACCUAUUGUGCAUGUAGGUGUGGAAACAUUUUGAAUUUAGUUUAUUGUUCUUCUGCUGGGGAAACGAAAUUAAUAAAUAACGAAAAGUUGUACAGGCUUAAACUAUACUUUCACUUCAACGGGAAGGGAAAAUUCGAUUCAAUUCGUUGGUCAACGGCCAUUUCCAUGCCAUUCAGAAUGAUUACAAACUUUAAUUAGUUUCACUUCGACAGUAACUAGAAGGUUCAGUCAUUUGUAUGUGAUUCGGAAUAGUUAGUGAACCCAAUUAGAAAUAUUGAUAAAUCUUGGCCAUUGAUCCAAAAUAUCUGAUUAAAAAGAAAUCAAACUGGGCACAGCCAAACAUAAACUUUAUUGAUUUUUAAAUCCAAUAUUUUCAUGGACGGCAAAGACAACGUACGAAGACUCGAGUCAAUCUCAAAAAAAAAGACAUUAAAGGGAGGAAAAGGACUCUUUCGGUUGUUUGUUCAAAAUAGUUGUAAUGGAAUGAAUGUCAUGAUUUUCCUAUUUCUAAGCAUGCAUGUAUACCUAAUUGUGUCCUCGUGCAUGGGCUGCGCAACGCAUGCAUGGCAUUAAUUUUGGUUUCAAUUUGGUUUUCUUUUUAUUAAUAUAUAUAUUCACAAUUUAUAAUUUUUUUGCUUUUCAGAAAUUUAGGGAUUUGGGACCACAUAAAAAAUGACGAAGAGUUGUUUAAGGAUAUUCAAUGUGUAAAAGAUGUUAUGAAAUUGUCAUUUCUGUUGUCAGAGAAAUUGUCAAAAAAAAGAAAGACAUGUCAACUGUUUUUGCAAGAUCUUUCGUCCUCUUUGUUUUUCAUCGUUGCAUUUCCACAGUUCGUUCAAAAUAAUGCCAGUGAACUGAACAGGUAGGUGGUGCACUGCUGUUGGUAACGAGUAGACCCGUUUCAGACGGCGUACUUUUCAUGUGCUCAAUUUAAUUGACGAAUUGGGUACAAUUGGGUUCGAAUCAAUUAUCGGUAGGCAGAAUUUGCAUGGUGCGCCAAAAUGUCGACACAAUUUCGGUAGAGCAUGUCGCAUUAUGGGGAUAUUGGAGCCGAAUGGAGCGACAUUGAUUCAUACGCUGUUUCACUCAUGUACCAACCCUAAAAACUCGACUUUUUGAAAUCUGUUAGUAUAUUAGACGAGCCAUCUAACUUUUUAAAAAUAGACUUAUUUUUAAAAAAAUUUAUUUAUGAUUCGCUCCCGAAUACGCCCUAACCUUGUCAAUAACAUAUUGUGUAUACGCCGUUCUUGUGUCGCUCCAAAGUUUCCAUCUAAUAUAUUAAGUUCGGCACAUGAAGAGUAGGCCGUCUGAAACAGGCCUAAGUGUUUCUCAAACUUUUUCUAGCUAUUGAAUUUUAUGACUAAAGCAACUAUUAAGCCAGGCCUGCUCAGUUAGGCAUACUGCACUGUACAGUACAAGUCCCUUGUAGAAUCAAACACUAUUUAAUUGCUAUUUAAUUCCUAUUUUAUUGGGCUAUUUAAUUCCUAUUUGUCAAAGUACUUAUUUCCUAUUUUUACUAUUAUUUUUCUCGAUGUUUUUCCUACUUAAAUUAGUGUAGAAAGGCUAUUUUUUUCCUAUCCGAGUGGAACCAUAUUUUUUUCCUAUUCAUGAUAUAUGUCUAAACAAAUACUUAAUUGAUGUAGCCUACUCGAAUAGAAAUUAAAUAGGUUUCAAAUAUAAUAAAAAUAGGGCUAUUUAGGGAAAUUAUUAAAAAUAUAUAGUUUCAAGAUAGUUAAUAAAUAUAUAUGAAAUAAUAGUUAAAACAUAGUGACAAUAUAGGUAAAAAAUUAAAUAUGUCAUAUAAAUAGCUGAAAUGAGUUUCAACAAAGUUUAAAAUAGUCAAUAAAUAGUUCAAAAAUAGUGAUAAUAUAGUUUUAAAAUAGAUAAUAAAUAGUUAAAAUACGUUCCAGCUUAUUACAAAUAGAUUAUAAAUAAAAUAAUGGAUAUAAUAUUGUCCAAACAGGUUAAAAAUAGUUAAAAAAUAGUAAUAAAAUAUUAUUUUAAUAAAUGGUUAAAAUAUGUUCCAUUAAUACAGUUAAAAUAGUUAUUAAAUAGUGUAUACAAAAUACAUAUAGCCUUUAAAUAUUUUUAAAAUAUAUUAUAAAUAAUUUCUGUGUUGGUGUUGUGGUACUCAGGUGAAUAUGAUGUUUGUGAUGUUACUCUGAGUGUGUAUCCACACCGGGUAAGCUUGAAAAAUAUGCCUAGCAUGGCCACGGUGUGAAUCGAAACCUACGACCUUUGGAAUACUAGCCCAAUGCUCUGCCAACUGAGCUAGCGGUCAGGUCGGUUCGAGUAUGUGAUAUUUCAGAACUGAGUGGGAUAUCGAUGGAACUAGACUCAGUUCUGAAAUAUCACAUACUCGAACCGACCUGACCGCGUAGCUCAGUUGGCAGAGCAUUGGGCUAGUAUUCCAAAGGUUGUAGGUUCGAUUCCCACCGUGGCAAGGCAUAUUUUUCUGGCUUGCCCGGUGUGGAUAUACACACUCAGAGUAACAUCACAAACAUCAUAUUAUAAAUAGUUAAAACAUAGAUACUAAAAAGUUGAAACAUAUAGUAUAAAAUUAAUAGUCUUUAAUUUAAAACAAUUAUAAUUUGUAAAAGAAAUUGAGAACAAGUGUAGAAGUGCUGAAACAUCAGAGGCUAUUACAGACUUACUUUAGUAUUUACCGUCUAUAAAUGCCAGACAAUUUUACUUGUCAGUGGGUAGAGUACUGCCAAUAAAUGAGUUAAAAAUCUGUAGUCUUUUAGCCAGAUAUUCAAUAUACUAGACAUAUAUAGUUAGCAGUUUUAUAGUAGCCAAAGAGUUACAGGUAAACUACGUGAAGCGUUCCUCUUUUGACUUCGUAACUCAUUUUGAAUUUUCCUCAUUAGCUUUGCAAAUUUGAAAAACUCUUUGCAAAUCCCUUGAGGGAAUUUGCAAUGUUCCUAUCGGCUGUUGCAAUAUUCCAAACUUCAUUUUAAAUUUUCCUAACUUCCUGUUUUAAUUUCCUAACUUCCUGUUCUGUUCUGAGCGUUGUUAUUGGUCGAUUAUUUUUGUUAACCAAUGGGGAACGCCGAGAACAGAACAGGAAGUUAAGAACUUGUAACAGGAAGUUAAGAACUUCUAACAGGAACUGAGGAAAUUUUUUUUGGCUUUUAAGCAACAUUGCAAAUUCCCUCAAGGGAUUUGCAAGGGAGUUUUUUAAAUUGCAAAAGUAAUGAGGAAAAUUGCAAUCAAUUUAGAAACUCAAAAGAGGAACGCUUCACGUAGUUUACCUGUAAGUAUAUUCAAACAGUACCUUGGCUGGGGACUGGGCAGAAAAAAAGCAAGAACAUGCACCAUGUAACAUCUCGAAUAGGGUGAAGCUCGGCAGCUGUUAGGUUCUGGUCUUCUUUACAGGUUAGAAAAAAACAUUUAUAUAUUUGAAUAAUACCCUGAAUCUAGCUGGAUAUUUUUCAAUUAUCCAACAUAUAUCCUGUAUGCAGCUGGAUAGCAAAAAAAAUCUAUCCUGCACACCCCUACAAAGAACUUCAAGUAAGUAACGUAAGAGGAAAUUGCUCCUUUAUAGGUGCUAAUAGGCGAGAUAUGGGCGAGCAUGCCACAGUCGGUAAGUAAAAUUACUAAAACUGUCUGUACCAGUGUAGGUAGUACCAAUGUGAAAAUGCUGUGCUGAGUGGUUAUAUUACUACCUUAAAAAACAAGCAGAAACUUGACGUUUCGAGCGAAGGCCCUUCGUCAAGAGUUAGUAGCAGCUACUAACUCUUGACGAAGGGCCUUCGCUCGAAACGUCGAGUUUCUGCUUGUUUUUUAAGGUAGUAAUAUACCCACUCAGGUAAGUAAAAUUGUCUACCAUGAAAUGUCAGAGUUAAAUAAUAAUAUCAAAGUACUUAAGUAGCACGUUUUAGGAAAAUUGCAUUUUAUUGAUCUAAAUAUAUCAACAUGAAACAUGGGCAGAGUCUAACACUCUAGCUAGACACUUCCCUUGACGAAUAAAAUUGUCCGGCAUUAGGCAAGAUAACAUUUAAUAACAAAGUGCUGAAUAUUGGGCUCAUUGGAGUGAAAUGGGUAAUUCCAAAAACAAUCAAACCCUUGCCGGGGUGUCUCUAAAAUAUAUAAAAUGUAGCCCAAUACUGCGCAAAGGUUGUUACAUAUAUUAUUAUAAAGCAGAUCAUGCAGGUGGUGUAACGAAAUGAAUUCAUAAGUUUGAACAAGUAAACUAAGGACUUUAACUGUUUCCAGUUAGGGACACGUCUAUAAUCAAGUUGCCACACAUGACAACAACACAUCAAAGUGAUAUUUUUAUCUAUUCUAAACUGACCCACCUAUAUAUGAAUAAGUAUUAGAAACUUAUCAAAGUACCAGUUGGUUUGAAACCAGUCGAUAAAUGUUCUCAAACCAUAUUUAGCUGGGACAUGCCUGAGUAGGCAUAUGAGAAUUGAGUAGAUGCCAAGCUAUAUUAUUUUAGAUGUCAAGAAACGCUGGAAUCUGACAAUCUGCCAUUAUACACUAAUACACAAAGGUCAAAGUAUACUAUUUGGCAUUACAAUAAACAUAAUUUGAUAUAAAGGCUGAGUCAAAUGUAAGACUUUCUAUAAAACUAAUGUAUUUAUAUCAUCGUUUGAAUUCAAAUGUCGCAGCAAAUUGAAAUCUUAAGCCGGAACCAUAGAUAUCUUAUAUACACUAGAUAGCGCAUCUCUUUUAGUAAAAUUGAAGCCAAGAAUAUUCCAGCGGUUACCACCCAUUUGAAUAGAUGGCGGCCAUAUUGGAGUUUCCCACUAGCUAAUAAACGCUUACAAAACAACAAUAACUUUCAUAAUUUGAAUAGUUUGAAAAUGUAUUUGGAAUAGGUUUAACUUAAUGUUUAAGUUCCCUGUUUAAGAAAUAGAAAACAUAGGAGUCUUCUCAUUUCUUGGGCAUAUCCUGAAUCUGCAAUCACGUCUUCAAUUUUUGAAUUGCAGAAUAAUUAGAUGCACUAUGUAGUGUAUAUAAGAUAUCUAUAGCCGGAACACAUACUCAAAAUUCACGAAUGAAGAUAGUAAAUAUUUCCUUUCAAAAUUGCUCUAUUUAUAUAUAAAAUUCUUACCUGGAUGUUACCCAGUCAUCCAUGAUGUUUAAUCUUUAAAAUACAUACAGGGCCGCCCAGAGGAGGGGGGGGCAGGGGGGGGGAAAUUGCUCCGGGCCCCGAGUUGCUGGGGGCCCCUGAAAAAUUUUUGUUGGGCCCCAGCCUUUUUUGUGUGUUAAAUAUUUCCGCGUAAAGGACAAGAUAUCUGUUUUCUUGGGCUAAGUACCGAAUUUUGGCAUAAAAAAAUGAGAUAAAGUCCUUCGAAAGCAAUUGCAACGUACUCGUCCGGAAAAAUUUUGUACUCCGGGAAAUUUUUUUUACCCCUUAAAUGGUACACUGACCGAAAAUUUUUUGGUGACGGGGGAAAGUUGUUCUCUGGAAAAAAAAUUUUCCGGGAAAAUUUUUUUAGAUAGGGGCCCCUAAAAAAAAAUUUGCCCCGGGCCCCCGUCAACCUCUGGGCGGCCCUGAAUACAUAUCAACUUCGCUAAAUAAAAGCUCAGUAUUUCGAGCGGAAAAUUUUAUAAAACAAAAAAUUUAAAAAUAUGGCGGUGUGAAUUGUGACGCUGUCCCAGGAAGCUUUGCGCGUGUUGUAGAAAAACUAGGCAUCAGUCUGUCAAACCGCGCUUAUCGUUAGAAUUUUGGGUGGUGUUUUGUCAAAAAAUGGUGUUUGUCAAAAUGACAAAAUAACUACUUCCACAAAGACUAUAAAUAUUUUUGUAGAUAUAAUUUCAAUGAACUCAUGAACUGGGAAAUUUUGACGAGUUAAAUAAACACAUUUACCCUUUCUCAAUUCUCACAACUUUCUAUGAAUAGGAAAUAAAUAGCUAUUUAAGAUCUAUAUAUUUAUUUUGGCUAUUUAUUAGCUAUUUUAACAAUAACUCUAAAAAUAAAAGUAAACAUAGUUUAUAAAUAGCCAUUUAAUAGCUAUUUUGAACAAAGUUCGCCACAACUUUCUAUGAAUAGGAAUUAAGUAGCUAUUUAAGAUCUAUUUAUUUUGCUAUUUAAUAAUUAUUUUAAGAAUGGCUCUAAAAAUAAAAGCAAACAUAGUUUAAAAAUAAGCUAUUUAAAAUUAUUUAAACUGACUCGUUUGUCAUCAAUAGGAAUUAAAUAGCUAUUUAAAAGUUAUUUUAUAGUGAGAUUUCGUCAAUUACUCUUUCAAAUAGGAUUUGAAUACCUAUUUCAAAGCUAGUUUUUUUGAAAUAUAUAAAUUACCUAUAUUUUGAAUAGAGUGUAAAUAGUUAUAUACUAUUUUAUGAAAUUUGAUAAAUAGUAAUAAAAUAGUCAUAUUUUUGAAAAAAUACGGAAAAAUAGGGCUAAAUAAGAUAAAAAAUAGGUCUAAAAUAGGUUAUCCCCGAGCCGACGCCGUGCGAGGGUACUAAUUCCCCCCGGCUAUUUACACCCGGGGAAACGAAAGCAUUAGCCAAGUCUAAAGUUCAUCAAUGAGCGCGGGCGUGGGUUACCGUGAGUGGUUCGGUGGGUGGUCAUCCUCACUGAUCUCAAAAAUAUGGCGGACUGUCAUGAAUAACGGACACUGAUUGGUCCAAUUUAAAGUUUGCAUUAUAACGACUGCAUGACGACAGCGAAAUAGCAAACAUUUGUUGAUUUGAUAAUUGAUAAAUUUCUUGCAAAUAUAUUUCAUUUUUGCUCGCAUUUUUGCAAGAAUUUGUAAAUUUCAAGAAAGAAAGGGCGAAAGAAUCGGCUAAAAGAAGGUAGCCGACGUUAACGAAGGUAAGAUGGUUUUAAAUAUUGAUUUUAUAAUGGAUUUAAAACCCGACGGCUUUUGCGUAUAUGAAACAACUAAACAAGACAGCAUAUAAUUUCAGUGUAUCUUUAAUAUUGAUUCCCUUUUUUACUAUAUUGAAUUUUUUAAAUAAAAAAGAAAGCAAAGUUAUUUGCAUGCGAGAAUUUGAAAUCAUUUUAUUGCAAACUCAAAGUUUAUCGAUAAAGCCAUUUAAUUAUUAGGCAGUUUAGUUUUAUAAGGAACCCUUUAUUAUUUAAUUUAAAACGUUUUGCGGAGCGUUUGUGGUUGAAUUUUACCUUAAAUUGAAGCUUAUAUUACGUAUAAUAAGCGAUUUUUCAUUUGUAAGAAUAUUCUUAGAAAAUUAUCGUGUUACCAUGACGACAACUUUAGACACUUCAUGUUUGGAAAAUACAAUGGUUUUGUCAGCAAAUCGAGGGUUUCUGCAUGCAUGUAUUUUCUAGUAAAUAUGUCGGAUUCUACAAGGGUAAGUCUUUGAAAUGUUUGAUAAGCCGUUGUGAAUGCAGCAUAAGCUUUGUGAAGGUAAUAAGGAAAACAAAACCAAUGGUUGCGACUGUUAUUAUUUCAAACAAUGUUUUGAAGUGUUUUUUCUUUGUUUGAUAUUUCUAUUUUACCAGUGACGAUAGCAACAGAUUAAAAUUACUUCUGGAAUUAAUGAUGGAGUUUUCGCCUAAGACUGCAUCAAAAACAUAGGACGUAGCGAAACAAGUAGCUGAUUCCAUGCAUAUGAUUAGCAGUGGAGAAAAUUCCAUGAAAGACAAGUCGAAAUGUCAAGGUGUGGAAUUUUUGGUGCAUCUUGGAAAGAUAUUGGCAAAGUCAGUGUCAGGACGUCAAGAUGUAGAUACAACUAACUGUGAAUGGAAUGAUUUGCCCACUAUUCCAACACACAACGAAAUUUUGAGCG
This is a messenger RNA of Paramuricea clavata, 7918 nucleotides long. The record is from the annotation of a GenBank genome assembly. Lineage: Eukaryota; Metazoa; Cnidaria; Anthozoa; Malacalcyonacea; Plexauridae.